Molecule: messenger RNA, 829 nt
Organism: Racocetra persica
Lineage: Eukaryota; Fungi; Glomeromycota; Glomeromycetes; Diversisporales; Gigasporaceae
Source: the annotation of a GenBank genome assembly
AUGAAAUAUUUUGAGUGCACAAAUUUUUAUAAUGUAAAUAUUCUAGACUGGCUAAUUUCUCAAAAGAAUUUUUCUGGAAACCACCAUUCACCUCAAGAUGCUAUUAAUGCCUUUAAAAAAACUAUUUCAUCCUUUUACAAGAGUGAACAUGAGAAGAAAACAUUUAUAAUCAGUAAAUUACAGAGGGAUGAAAAAGUAAUUAAAGAAGAUUGGGUAAACAUUAUAUCAAAUAUAAAUGGAUAUAGAACCUUCUUAGAAAUAGAAAGAAAAUAUAAAAUCAAUCGUGAAAAUCGGUGGUCUAAGAUGGUUUUAGAUAAUAUGGAAAUGAUCAAACCCAAAUCAGAACAAAAAUAUUUGACUGAAUUCAUUAAACAACUUAAACAAAUCUCACAAAAUCCUGAACAAUUCGAAAUUUGUGACAUUAAGUUGGACAGCAUCAAUGAUCAAUAUUAUCUAAUUGUAGAUAAUAAUGAUCCUUAUCCUCCAGAACCCCUUAAUUUGCAUGUUACUGAAUGGAUUAAAACUCAUAUUAAUGAUACAGAGUAUGCUCAAAUUGAAGACGAGUUAUGGAUUAUUAAAUUUAUAAAAACCUUCAAAAAUAUCCAAAAGAAAUUCGUGGGUUUUAAUAUAGAAGACAUGUCAGAAAAAUCCUGGCAUAUAGAAGUUUUGUAUCCGCUGUUCAGAGUUUUGGUUUCAGGAUUAAAGUAUCUAAAAUUUAAGAUGGAUGAAUCUUUCACAAAUUCUAGUCGAGAAGCCAGUAGAGACAGUAAAGGAUCUUCAAUUUCAUCAUCACCAUGCUCAAAUAAUACACCUAUUUCAUCAUCACCAU